Molecule: messenger RNA, 1782 nt
Organism: Lotus japonicus
Lineage: Eukaryota; Viridiplantae; Streptophyta; Magnoliopsida; Fabales; Fabaceae
Product: acetolactate synthase small subunit 1, chloroplastic-like
Exons: 12
Coding region: 135-1571 (478 amino acids)
Biological process (GO): L-valine biosynthetic process
Cellular component (GO): cytosol
Molecular function (GO): acetolactate synthase regulator activity; acetolactate synthase activity
Source: RefSeq, a predicted model, not a curated record
GAGCCAUUCACACUUCAAUCAUCAUUCAAUUUAGUUUCCAAAAAAGCACAAGACAAGACAAUAUAAAGCUAAGAGAGGCGCAGCAACCCCCAAAAGGUGCCGCCACCACUCUCCUCUGCUCCACUGAGCUAACCAUGGCGGCCACUGCAACACCACUCCAAACCUUGAAAUUCCACUCCCUUCAUCCAAAACCAACCACUCUCUUCCCAACCAAACCACCGUCCCUCAUCUCAAUACCUCACUCUCCCACCACUUUCCGCCACAACAAACUCACCCUCACCACCGCCGCAACCACCGGAGACACAACCGUCUCUCCCAACGGCCCUCCCCCUUCCUCCUCUCGAUCCAAGGUUCGGCGACGCACGAUUUCGGUGUUCGUCGGCGAUGAGAGCGGAAUGAUUAACCGGAUUGCCGGAGUGUUCGCGAGAAGAGGAUUCAACAUUGAGUCACUCGCUGUUGGCCUCAAUGAGGAUAAGGCUCUCUUCACCAUUGUUGUAUCUGGAACUGAGACGGUGCUGCGUCAAGUUGUGGAGCAGCUUCAAAAGCUUGCCAACGUUCUGAAGGUGGAAGAUUUAUCAAAUGAGCCUCAGGUAGAACGCGAAUUGAUGCUCAUAAAAGUGCAUGCUGAACCCCAAAAUCGUGCUGAGCUGAAGUGGUUGGUGGACAUAUUCAGAGCUAAGAUUGUAGAUAUAUCGGAACAUUCGGUGACAAUUGAGGUCACUGGAGAUCCUGGGAAGCUGGUUGCAGUUCAAAGAAAUUUAAGCAAGUUUGGAAUUAAAGAAAUAGCCAGAACUGGAAAGAUCGCAUUAAGAAGGGAAAAGAUGGGUGCAUCAGCUCCAUUUUGGCGGUAUUCAGCUGCUUCGUAUCCAGAUCUUGAAGGAAAGCCAGCUAUUAAUGCACUUGUGGGAGUGAAAAAUAGAAAUCCUGUUGACAAAAAUGAUGCGCCUGUAGGGGGAGAUGUUUAUCCUAUAGAGCCUCCAGACAGUUUUACAGUCACUCAAGUACUUGAUGCUCACUGGGGUGUUCUCAAUGAUGAAGAUACUAGCGGAAUUCGGUCACACACUUUAUCCAUGCUUGUGAAUGAUGUUCCCGGAGUUCUAAACGUUGUCACAGGAGUUUUUUCUAGAAGGGGCUAUAACAUUCAGAGUUUAGCUGUAGGACAUUCUGAAGUUGAAGGAAUUUCGCGACUUACAACCGUGGUUCCUGGGACAGAUGAGUCAAUUGGCAAGUUGUUGCAGCAACUCUAUAAGCUAAUAGAGCUGCAUGAGGUUCGUGAUUUGACACACAUGCCAUUUGCUGAGCGAGAAUUAAUGCUAAUAAAGAUUGCAGUAAAUGCUGCUGCACGACGUGAUGUCCUUGAUAUUGCCAGCAUUUUCAGGGCUAAAGCUGUUGAUGUAUCCGAUCAUACAAUAACCCUCGAGCUUACUGGAGAUCUGGACAAGAUGGUUGCAUUGCAGAGAUUAUUAGAACCAUAUGGCAUUUGUGAGGUGGCACGAACUGGGCGCAUUGCACUAGUCCGAGAAUCAGGUGUGGACUCCAAGUACUUGCGUGGAUACUCUUUUCCUUUAUAAUUAUCCCUUCGCCAGAAAUUUUCGCCUUGUAGUUGAGAUUGUACUUUCUCUUUAGAUGUGUGGUUUUGUGUUCUAUUCGAAAACCCAUUACAGUUGACGUAAACGUGUAAUGUCCAAGCCCAAUGCGUAAAUUUGAUGCAAAUUGUUUUAGUGCGUCUGUAUUUAUGUUCGGAAGCCUCCUUGAUACCAAUGACACAAGACACAUUGAUGA